Messenger RNA from Diorhabda sublineata, 543 nucleotides. Its product is annotated as proteoglycan 4-like. Gene Ontology annotation, cellular component: extracellular region. Bases 44 to 457 code for a protein of 137 amino acids. NCBI's taxonomy places the organism in Eukaryota, Metazoa, Arthropoda, Insecta, Coleoptera, Chrysomelidae. The record is from RefSeq and is a predicted model, not a curated record. The transcript is spliced from 2 exons. Gene Ontology annotation, molecular function: chitin binding.
ACUGAUCAUUUAAUUGAUAUACAGUGUAGAAAAUAAAGCAGCCAUGUUUAAAUAUCUAGUUGUUCUAAUAUGCGUUGGGGCUCUUGUAUACUGUCAAGAUGAUGACACUACAGAACCAGAACCAGAAACAACCACACCUGAACCAGAACCAGAAACAACUACACCUGAACCAGAACCAGAAACAACUACACCUGAACCUACUACAAUCGAACCAGUGACAUGUCCACCGUACGAUCCAAACAACAAUACACCAAUAUAUCUGCCGGACCCAGUUUAUUGUGGAAUAUUUUAUGAAUGCGCGGCUGGUAUUGCAUACAAAUUCGAAUGUGCUGGUGGGACUUACUUCAACGCUACAACCAGCAGAUGCGACUGGAACGUAGAUUGCGGUGAUAAAACUACAACUCUGACCCCGCCAACAACUACGUCAACUACUACAGAAGGACCUCAAGACAUAUAAUUUUGUUGAAACUUCAUAUUUGAAUACGUUUAAUAACAAUAUAUUAUAUAUUAUUCACAUUAAACAGAAUAAAAUUAUUUUUUUUU